Messenger RNA from Exophiala bonariae, 3279 nucleotides. RefSeq lists its product as uncharacterized. The record is from RefSeq and is a predicted model, not a curated record. Lineage: Eukaryota; Fungi; Ascomycota; Eurotiomycetes; Chaetothyriales; Herpotrichiellaceae. Gene Ontology annotation, cellular component: cytoplasm. Gene Ontology annotation, biological process: autophagy; response to starvation. Gene Ontology annotation, molecular function: protein binding. The transcript has a single exon. The coding region runs from base 1 to 3279 and encodes 1092 amino acids.
AUGCCAGCUUACAGCAAGUCGCCCUCCGACCACAAGAAACCAGACUCCUCACCACUCAGUUCCAAUCUGCAGUCAAUAAUAGUGGCCGACCAAGACCCCUCCUCAAGAGCUGGGAAGCGGAAGACAAAGAAUGCUGCCAAACAAUCCUUGUCCAAACCUGACAAUGAAGAUAACUUCCAAUCUGCCGACCAGAUGGGUAACCAGAAUCCCUCCAUCCUCAACCAGCUGCGUGGCUUUCCCAACAACAACAAGAACUCCAGCUUAGAUGCUCUGAAUGAUCUGAACUCCUCCCAAAAGGUCUCGGACGAAGCCACCCCUCCCAUUGAUGUUUGGAGCAGAGCCAAUUCUUAUGGCAGGAGUCCUCCCGUUGAUCCUAUCCCAGGCCUGAAUAUUGCUGGCUCGCCAACCAUUGAACCUGGUUUUAGCACCCGAGGCCAUCUGAAUCUCAGGAGUCCUCCCGUCUCUCCUCCUCUGAGGAAAGCGAGACCCGUUAGCUAUGGCAGCGGUGUCCCCCCACUGCCUUCCAAUCCACGGAUAUCCACCUCUCCCUACAGUUAUAGUACUGGGGCAUACGGCUCUCCUCCAGCUCUCCCACACCUGCCUCAGAAACAUUUCUAUGCGGCGCACGAUGUUGACCUUGGUCUUCAGAGUGCCACUGCUCAGCUAAGACUGCAGGAUCCUGUCGUCCUCAGGCUCUGUCCGGUCCCUGGAAAUCGUUUGGAGGCGCGGGAUGCUGCUUUGCUGGCCUUGGAAGGAGGCUUAACAGUACUCAGCUACAAUGGUGAUAGGCUAGAACAGAUGGGUGCUCUGCACGGUAUCCAAGGCACCAUCGUCGAUGCCAAGUUCCUCACAUGGACUUCUGGACAUGAUCCCUUCGCCGAUUACCGUCCAUUGAUUGCACUUACUGUCCAUGGAAUUGCUGAACCUGAAAAGGAUAAUCCACGACCGCGUGAUCGAGCAUAUUCCGCCGUGACAGCGGACGGGCUUCAUGAAACCAGGGUCGUAGUGUAUUCUCUAUCCAGAGCCUCGCAGGUAGUCGAACUCCUGAGAGUACCCUCGCAGAUGUCCGUUCAUCCAGGAGGUCAUUCUGCAACUGCCGUUGCCGCCAACCUGACAGUCGAUGCAAGCGGCAAUUUUGUCACCAUUACUUCCGGUGUCAGUGGUGAGCUUUUCAUUUUCACCGUUCGACGAGCCAGAGAUUCGGCUGUCUUUGAAUGUCUAGGCAAGUAUUGGACAACCAUCCAACCCCAGGUUCAGCGGAGAGACUCCUCCCACAAUCGUGGUCCAGAUGCCGAUGUCUCGCCUGCUGAUAUCGGUCGCGGUCCUGAGAUGGACGACCUUCCUAUUGUCAGCUUGAGUGGACGCUGGCUUGCCUACUGUCCUGCAAGCACUCCUUCCCGACCAUCGGUAGGAGCACUCCUGGGUGAUUUAGUGCUUCAUAAUAAGAACUCGCAUAUCAGUGCCGGAACCGCCCCAUCGCGACCCCUGCUCAAUUGUGAAGUUGACUCACCUGAUGCUGAUACUUUUUUGAGUAAAGUCGCCAAAGGUUUCGCCCAGGAAGCUGUCAGAAGCGCAAAAUGGAUCAGUGAAAAAGGAAUGCAGACCUGGCAAAGUUAUUGGAGAAAGGACUCGUCUAGUCCAGGCCAGCCCGCAUCCAGCUCUUCGAGUCCACCCAUCCAUUCUCCACCCCUAGGCUUGGGCCAAUUCCCACCGACUCAUGCUGGAGAUACCCGGAUCAUCACCAAUGAACCUGAAAUCGUUACUAUCCUCGACCUGAAGCUUCUCCAAGAUGCCCAAGGGCGGAAGAAUGUUGAUUUCACACCAAUGAUCACAUUCCAGCCACCAGGGGGAUGUAGUUUCCUGUCAUUUCUGCCAACUGCUCUCGGACUCAUGACUGCGAAUCGCAAAGGUGAUAUCCAGUAUAUCUGGGAUCUUAUGCAAAUCAAACACGUCAAGACUUCUCAACCAGUUUCUGACGUUGUUGAAAGUGGACGCGUGCGACAGAUUGCACGCUACGAGCGACUAAGCCCUUCCACAAUCAUCGAUAUUGCCUGGGAUGGAUGUACUGGGCACCGAUUUGCACUUCUUACAAAGAACAAAACCGUACAUAUUUUCGAUCUCCCUGCUACAGCUUUCCAAUGGCCUCCACCACGAGCCAAGAAACAUAGACCGGCUUCUGUGCCCGUUGACCCAUCACAGAUCAACAAACAAGAACCAGAACCCCUACCGCCUGCGGGCUUCUUUGCCUCGGCCAUGAGCAUUGCCGGACGUACCCAACCAAUGCUGGCUAACCUACGUGGAAGGGCCCCUAGCAUGGGCGGAGGAAUUUCUGGCAUUGGUGCCACUGGGAUCGGACUCGCAUCCACAACCGGUAUCAAAAGCGGACGCGCUGUUGCAGCCGGGCUUAGUAAGUCCCUGGGAGCAGCUUCAGAAACAGUCACCUCGAUCAGGCAUGCAAAUCAAAGUAGGCUUCAUUUGAAGGCCAGCGCUCGACCCGGCACGCUGCUGUGGCAACGACGCGAUGCAAAGCCUGUUCUUUCAGUUCUUGACACGGGAGCCAUUAAGGUCUAUUAUGUUCGAAUGACCAAACCAAGAGAAAAUCGUCACCGGGACACAGUUUCAGUCUUCGAUGCUCGCAAGGCAGUGGCCACCAAAUUUCCCCGCACCAGUGAUCUAAUGGCGGACGGUCUAUCUGUAGAAGCCAACCAGGGUAUGGGACUGCAGGACGAUGAUGCAGAUGCCAAUGAACCGCACCUCUCAGGCUUCUGGAGAGCCCGAACUAACAAGGACACCAACCAGAGAAUGCCACAUCCAUUGGCUUCUGCCGAAAUCGAAACGAAUGCGCCUUAUCAGCCCUUUCACUCGGACGUUCGAGUCACAAUAUCUGUCCUUGCACCCAUGACCCAACCGAAGCUCCAAAGCCAGGAGCAUAUGAAUAACAUUGCUAUGGAGGACAGAUGGGUGUUCGGUACCGAUCUUGGGCUUAUGGAACAGUCAACCAUUCGAAUCCCUUAUGCCCCUACGGAAGCUAGUUCCUCAGUCAUCUAUCGUGAAACCAAGAUCGCGAUGGCUGGUACAUCCGCCGAUGGAAUGGACUUUCAGCUGGCGGAUGAGGAAUUAAGUCACGUAGUAAGCAAUACCAAGAAAAAGAAAAAGAAAGGUCGGACUCCAGGCCUUACCCUCGGCGAGAAUCACGAUGCCAUCCCGCAUGACCAUAUACAGGUUCCUUUUGAUCCUGAUUUUGAUUUACUUCAAGACAAUGCUGAGGACAACCGGUAG